AUGACGUCCUCUGAGCACAACGAGCCCUUUGAGGAGGGCAAGGAAAACUCCCACAGCCAGAUUGAUCCCAAGGACCAGCGUUCCAUUGCCAACAGACUUGCCGCGGAAACGCAAGCUACCGAGGACAAGGAAGACCCUGAAGUGACGAGAAUGAAGGAGGACCCUACAGCUCCGGCCAGGGAGCACGGCAACGAGCCCUCCAGAGGCGCCAAGAUUGACGCUCAAAUCCAGAAAGAGGAGCAGGCUGAGCUGGAACGCAAGGGCAAGGCAUAA
Beauveria bassiana ARSEF 2860 is the source of this 273-nucleotide messenger RNA. RefSeq lists its product as uncharacterized. The transcript has 4 exons. The record is from RefSeq and is a predicted model, not a curated record. The coding region runs from base 1 to 273 and encodes 90 amino acids. NCBI's taxonomy places the organism in Eukaryota, Fungi, Ascomycota, Sordariomycetes, Hypocreales, Cordycipitaceae.